Messenger RNA from Mandrillus leucophaeus (drill), 2950 nucleotides. RefSeq names its product adhesion molecule with Ig-like domain 3 (gene AMIGO3). Gene Ontology annotation, biological process: brain development. Bases 331 to 1845 code for a protein of 504 amino acids. The record is from RefSeq and is a predicted model, not a curated record. Gene Ontology annotation, molecular function: protein binding. Lineage: Eukaryota; Metazoa; Chordata; Mammalia; Primates; Cercopithecidae. The transcript has a single exon.
UGGGGCCAUUGGGCACUAGGGGAUGCAGCCGCCCCGCCUCCUCAAACGGGAGCCAAUAGGAGCCCGAGCCCCGCCCCUGGGGGGAGUAUUUAGGAGCCGAUCAGGAACUCGCUUGGAGAGGGCUCGGGAAGCCGAAGGGAGCACGGAGAGAAGUGCACCCCGCCUCACAACCUGGGAACCGCAGAGUAGGGGCCGUCGGCCGGCCAGAACCCGCCGUGCCUCCUCGGCAAGGGCCAUCCGGUGCCACCCAUGUCGCACUAGAGCAGAAGUGGGUGAGUCCUGGAACUGCGACCUGCACAGAGCUGCUCUGUCCUGUCCCUGGUGGUCGCCAUGACCUGGCUGAUGCUGCUGGGGGCACUGCUCUGCAUGCUGUGCGUUGGGUUAGGCGCCCCGGACUCCGAGGGUUUCCCGCCCCGUACGCCCCACAACUGCCCCCACAAAUGUAUCUGCGCUGCCGACCUGCUAAGCUGCACUGGCCUAGGGCUGCAGGAUGUGCCGGCCGAGUUACCUGCCGCUACUGCGGACCUCGACCUGAGCCACAACGCGCUCCAGCGCCUGCGCCCCGGCUGGUUGGCGCCCCUCUUCCAGCUGCGCGCCCUGCAUCUAGGCCACAACGAACUAGAAGCGCUGGGUCUCGGCGUCUUCGCCAACGCCAGCGGCCUGAGGCUGCUCGAUCUAUCAUCUAACGCGUUGCGGGCGCUUGGCCGCCACGACCUCGACGGGCUGGGGGCGCUGGAGAAGCUGCUUCUGUUCAAUAACCGCUUGCUGCACUUGGACGAGCAUGCCUUCCACGGCCUGAGCGCGCUCAGCCAUCUCUACCUGGGCUGCAACGAACUUGCCUCGUUCUCUUUCGAUCACCUGCACGGUCUGAGCGCCACCCACCUGCUUACUCUGGACCUCUCCUCCAACCGGCUGGGACACAUCUCUGUACCUGAGCUGGCCGCGCUGCCGGCCUUCCUCAAGAACGGCCUCUACUUGCACAACAACCCAUUACCCUGCGACUGCCGCCUCUACCACCUGCUACAGCGCUGGCACCAGCGGGGCCUGAGCGCCGUGCGCGAUUUUGCGCGUGAGUACAUAUGCUUGGCCUUCAAGGUACCCGCGUCCCGUGUGCGCUUCUUCCAGCACAGCCGCGUCUUUGAGAACUGCUCAUCGGCCCCAGCUCUUGGCCUAGAGCGGCCGGAAGAGCACCUGUACGCGCUGGUGGGUCGGUCCUUAAGGCUUUACUGCAACACCAGCGUCCCGGCCAUGCACAUUGCCUGGGUUUCGCCACAGCAGGAGCUUCUCAGGGCGCCAGGAUCCCGCGAUGGCAGCAUCGCUGUGCUGGCCGACGGCAGCUUGGCCAUAGGCAACGUGCAGGAGCAGCAUGCCGGACUCUUCGUGUGCCUGGCCACUGGGCCCCGCCUGCACCACAACCAGACGCACGAGUACAACGUGAGCGUGCACUUCCCGCGCCCAGAGCCCGAGGCUUUCAACACAGGCUUCACCACACUGCUGGGCUGCGCUGUGGGCCUGGUGCUCGUGCUGCUCUACCUGUUCGCCCCACCCUGCUGCUGCUGCCGCCGUGCCUGCCGCUGCCGCCGCUGGCCCCGAACACCCAGCCCUCUCCACGAGCUGAGCGCACAGUCCUCAGUACUCAGCACCACACCGCCAGACGCACCCAGCCGCAAGGCCAGUGUCCACAAGCACGUAGUCUUUCUGGAGCCAGGCCGGAGGGGCCUCAAUGGCCGCGUGCAGCUGGCAGUAGCUGAGGAAUUUGAUCUCUGCAACCCUGGAGACUUGCAGCUGAAGGCUGGCUCUGAGUCCGCUAGCUCCAUAGGCUCCGAGGGUCCCAUGACGACCUAGACUGCCCAGGGCCCCCACCCAGGCCCCCACCCUCUUGCUGCUCGCCCUGCUGUCUGCUUCGGUCCAGAGAACUGGCAGAUGCUGGUGGGAAGCACUGUGCCUGGCCCCCCAGCUUCCUGUAUGGGCCUUGAAACACAAUGGGCUUUCUCACUCACUGGUAGAGACAGGCGUCCUAGUCCCCAGCCUGCCUUCUGCUCUGCCCCUGCACAGGACCCAAAGGCCCCAGGCCCUGCAAGCUGUGCUAGUGCCUGCUUUCCCGGGGACUUCCUAGUGCCCAAAUGCCCUGUGAGCCUGAGAGACCCAGGCCCCUGUGGCUGUCAACACAGCACAGCCGUGGAAGUAGCUGUGUUCUUCUACAGCCUGUGGAAGAACCCCUGGAGCAGAGCCCCCUGUCCACCCUCAAGGGCCGAGGCAGCUCUCCAGGAGUGGUGCUGAAGAGCUGACGCAGGGUCAUCUCCCCUUCCCAAGGGGGUGGGAGGGAGUGGGCCCACAGGGAAAAGACGACGGCUCUGAAGGAAGAUGUCGCCCACACCCCAGGACAGAAAGAGGAAACAAGCCUGCCCUCUGGUGAAAUGGGACUCCCUCCCAACCGCCUGAAAGUUUCACAGAUUCACGCAGAGUCCGGUGGGCAGGCACUAGGCAGGAAAGGCUCCUCAAGAGACUCCUGGGGGGGCUGGCCUAAGCCCCAGUCAGAGGCCCUGCUCUCUCUGGCCCGGGGCAUCCAGCUGUUGUUCUGAAGGCACAGCCCAUUCCGUGGGCUCACAAGACACAGUGAAGGGGAUCAUGGCCUGCGCCCCUGCUUUUCAGCAGUAAAAAGCCCAAAAAGCCUGGAGAGCAUGGCCAAGUUGGGAGGGCCGAGCCGGAACUCCAUGUCCCUCGAGAGCAGGGGCCUCUUAAGGGCUGGCACUGGUCUCAGCCUAAUGGCUGAGGCGGUGCCCUGGCUUCACAUGCAUCUCACUGCUCCCACUGCGGGAGGGCAGGGAAUGGGUGUCUGGGAGCCCUUCAUGUGUAGGGCCGAGCUGGGGGCCCCCAUGGCCAUCCUGGACCCCACUACUCCAGAGUUUCUUAAUAAAGGCAGCACGUGCUUAUUGCUGGAGCCUUUGCA